Trypanosoma theileri is the source of this 393-nucleotide messenger RNA. RefSeq names its product translation elongation factor 1-beta. The record is from RefSeq and is a predicted model, not a curated record. Lineage: Eukaryota; Euglenozoa; Kinetoplastea; Trypanosomatida; Trypanosomatidae. Gene Ontology annotation, molecular function: guanyl-nucleotide exchange factor activity; translation elongation factor activity. The coding region runs from base 1 to 393 and encodes 130 amino acids. Gene Ontology annotation, biological process: translational elongation. The transcript has a single exon. Gene Ontology annotation, cellular component: cytosol; eukaryotic translation elongation factor 1 complex.
AUGUCCACUCUUAAGGAACUCAACGGCCGCCUCACCGCCCAGCCUUACGUGUCCGGCUUCACCCCAAGCCAAGAGGACGCGCGCAUCUUCGCCGAGAUGUUCGGCUCCCGCACCGCCGUGAUUGAGUGGGCCGCCCGCAUGGCCGCGUACUAUCAAGCGGAGCGCGACGAACUCGCCGGUGCCGCAUCCUCAUCGAAGAAGGCCGCCGCUGCAGAAGAGGAUGAAGACAUUGAUCUCUUUGGUGAGGUCACAGAGGAGGAAAAGGCCGCACUCGAGGCAAAGAAGAAGAAGGACGCUGAUGCCAAGAAGGCCAAGAAGGUGGUCAUUGCCAAGUCUUCUAUUCUCUUCGACGUGAAGCCAUGGGAUGAUACAGUCGAUCUNUUAUACUUGUAA